UGACAGUAAACAUACUAGUUAUACUAUUACACAGAAAAAAAUACGCAAGAUUUAGCUUCUAUUAAAAGUUAUUACAUCGUUGUUUUGUUGGGGGGGUCGAAACUAAAAUGUGAUGGCAAUUGUAAAUAAAAAUGGCGGCGGUUGAGGCACCGGCGGCGCCAGUCGCAGCUGAAGAUGACGAGGCAUGGCUUUAUGGAGAAGAAAAUAAGGAGGCAGCACAGACAAAUGGCGAGGCUACAGAGGUAACUGAAGAGACCACAGAGGAGAAGAAGGAGGACAGAGAAGCAGGAGAGCUGAGUGGUGAAGAGGAAUCACAAGAGAAGGAUGAUGAUGAUGAUUCUGAUGAUGAUGUUCAAGUGACAAUUGGUGACAUACAGACAUUUCCGCUGAAUGAAGCUCCACGAAAUUUAUUCAAAGCACAAAGUGGUUACCAAAAGCCAGCUGGAGCAGCAGCUGCAUCCAAAACCCAGACUGGAACAACAACUACCGUAAAGGGUGUGGACCUAGAUACUCCCGGAACCAUCAAUGGUGUAAACCAAUUUGAAUUUGAUCUUGAUGGACUUCAAGCUGAUGAGAAACCCUGGAGGAAACCAGGUGCGGAUAUCACCGAUUAUUUCAACUAUGGCUUCAAUGAAGACUCCUGGCGUAUGUACUGUGAAAAACAAAGACGACACAGAAUGGAUGCUAACCCUGGAACAGUCACCAGAAUCUAUGUACAUCAGCCUGCCUCAUCCAUGAACAGAAAUGAAAAGAAGGAUGUGCUACAUCCGCCAGGUACAGAAACCCCCCAGACUGUGCCUGUGAUUGGUUCUCGUGGCAAGACGAACCCAACACCAAGGAAGAUGGCAGGCACAAUUGAUGUUAUUGGCAGUACGGCCAGAGACUCUAGACGACCAGAUGCAUCCUCUAUGGGGGAUCCAAUACCUGUGGCUGGCAGCAGAAAGACCUACAACACAUCUGUGCCUCCCCCGGGUAUAUCUGUACACCCCACCCAAGGGAUGCCGCCUAUGCCAGACUAUUCUAUACCCCCUCCAGGCAUGGCAUUGCCCCCGGGUAUGCACCCACCUCCAGGGCCAGCACCCCCAGGCGUUCCACCAGGUAUACCACCCCCUGGAUUUCCCCCAGUGGAAUUUGAUGCCUACUACCCUCCCACAGGACAGACUUCUGUUAGUCAUUAUGAUGACCGGAAUUUUUCAUCUCACUCCACAUAUACAUCAAGUUACAAUCAGUCCAAUCCCUGGGAUAACAAUCGCCAGGAAGGGGGAUAUAGAUGGGGGAGUGACUAUAGCAGAGAACGCAGUCCAGCCAGAUCUGACUCAGAAUACAGCAGCACACGCAGUGAACGAGAUUAUAGUUAUGGUCGUGAUCGCAGGCGUGACCGAAACAGAGAUACCUACUGGAGAGACCGAGGAGAUCGGGACAGCUACAGAGAACGGGAAAGGUCCAGGUCACGUGAAAGAGAUAGACCUAGAGACCAUCGUCACAGAGAUGAAAAACACAGAUCAAGAAGGAAGCACAGAGAUGACGAAGAUUCUGAUCAUCACCGCUCUAAACACAAGAAAAGUAAGAAAUCUAAGAAGGACAAGGAUGACGAUGCUUAUGACCCAUCUAACCCUAGCCAGGACGACAUCGCAAAGGGAGAGUAAAGUGUUAUGUUGCUGACAUCAUCAGGAGAUCAUAUUCAUCUUCAUUAAAGGAUAGUUUUGUCUUAAACAUUAUUUUAUUUCAAGGAGGAACUUUGUCAAAAGGAUGUUGAUUCUGUUAUAUUUUAUCUCAGAAAAAUGAGAUUUUCAAGUGUUGACUAAUACUGCCAACAUGAUCAGCAAGAAAUCAACACCAAUUACUGUAAAUUAAAUCCUCAAGUGACAAGUGCUAAAUCCUAUAGUGUUGGUAACAUCUCCAUUUCCAUACACUGUCAGUGGUAAUUUCAUGGUUUUUACUUUUCACUAUUUUCUAGAAUAGAAUAAAAAUAGAUACCUAGAUAAAAGACUGUUCCCAAGUUAACAAGCCAGGGGGCUAGAAAACUCUUUUAAUAAAAUGUAUCAGAUUAUUGGAUAAUUUACUUGAAAGAUACAUCUUUCCCUAAUAAAUUGGUUCAAACCACUAAAAUUUAAUUGUCAAAAGUAACAACUUUUACAGUAUUAGUUGUUAUUGCCAGGCAUGCAGUACCAUGCAAAAACUAUUGUUGUAAGCCAUGCAGGAUCAUUGAAUAAAUACAUGUACAUGUCAA
Messenger RNA from Pecten maximus, 2230 nucleotides. RefSeq names its product pre-mRNA 3'-end-processing factor FIP1-like. The transcript has 17 exons. NCBI's taxonomy places the organism in Eukaryota, Metazoa, Mollusca, Bivalvia, Pectinida, Pectinidae. Bases 132 to 1646 code for a protein of 504 amino acids. Gene Ontology annotation, molecular function: RNA binding. Gene Ontology annotation, cellular component: mRNA cleavage and polyadenylation specificity factor complex. The record is from RefSeq and is a predicted model, not a curated record.